Messenger RNA from Emiliania huxleyi CCMP1516, 951 nucleotides. RefSeq names its product putative lipid phosphate phosphatase (gene PAP2). NCBI's taxonomy places the organism in Eukaryota, Haptophyta, Isochrysidales, Noelaerhabdaceae. The transcript has a single exon. The record is from RefSeq and is a predicted model, not a curated record. The coding region runs from base 1 to 951 and encodes 316 amino acids. Gene Ontology annotation, molecular function: phosphatidate phosphatase activity. Gene Ontology annotation, biological process: phospholipid metabolic process.
AUGGGGAGGCUCGAGGGCGGCAAGGCCAGAGCGCUGGCCACAGUGCGAAGCGAGGACUUUAUCGUGCUCGUAGCCUCCGCCGCGUUGCUCGGAGUCUGCGCCGUCGUCGGCCCGAUUCUGGUGCCGACGCGUGAGCAGGUCCUCCCGUUCCAAGUGGUUGACCUCGGCAUCACCAACGGCGACGGAACGCCCGCGACCGUGGUCCUGCGCGAUCAGACCUACGACAAGCCUGUCGUCGACGAGAGGGUUCCGAACUGGGCCCUCGGCAUCAUCAACAUCGCAGGAGUAGUCCUCACAGGGUUCGUGGGCGCAUUCCUGCCAAAGUGCUGCUUCGGCGGCCAUGGCGAGGGCAUGCGCGCCCUGUCGGCCGCCUUUGUCUCGGUGGGCGUGUGCACUCUUGCGGCCGGAAUCCUCCGCUCGUACUUCGGAAUCCUCCGUCCCAACUUCUUCGAUGGCUGCGGCUGGAACAAUACUCUGGCGGCGUGCACCACUGGCUGGAAGGGCGAGGACCACGAUUUGGACGAGGGCCGACGGUCAUUCCCGUCCGGCCACACAGCGUCUGCCUUCUCGACCCUCUUCCUCCUCUCUCUCUGUCUGCUGCGCAUCGCGCGUGCCACUCGCGCUUCGCACGCAGCAACGGAUCACGUUGGCUUGAGCAAGCGCCUGCUCCCCACGGUUCUCACUGUCGUGGCCAUGCUACCGCCGACGGGCGCAACUCUUAUCGCGGCCACUCGGGUCACUGACUAUUACCACCACACCGCCGAUGUAGUGGCUGGCGCAUUCCUAGGAGUGGCCUGCGCCGCUCUCGCGGCGGAGAGCCUGCUGCCCGACUUUGGCGAGGACCUGUGCGAGGGCCGAGUGCGCGUGCGGCCCGUGAGGGCAUCGUCCAGCGUGGCGAUCACGAGCGUGCCUCGUCGCGAAAGCACCUCAAGCGACGCUGGCCGCCUGUGA